Messenger RNA from Colletotrichum orchidophilum, 921 nucleotides. RefSeq lists its product as uncharacterized. NCBI's taxonomy places the organism in Eukaryota, Fungi, Ascomycota, Sordariomycetes, Glomerellales, Glomerellaceae. The transcript has a single exon. The record is from RefSeq and is a predicted model, not a curated record. Bases 1 to 921 code for a protein of 306 amino acids.
AUGGCUAGGCACAUCAGCAGUCUUACCACUUUCCUGGACCAGUAUGAGCACGGAUUUUCUGAUGAAGACUUGAGCAGAAGACUGAACCGUACGGCUAUCUUACUGCGCAAUCCACCAUACCAUGCGACAGCUGCUCAACCAACGAGAAGUCGGCAUCAAUCAGCCCAGAAGUUUCUUUUCAACAUACGAAAGGAUUUCGGGGAUCCGGUCUAUUAUCUCUGUUUAUUUGUAUCCACCAUAACUACACUCUCCACUGAGCGACAGCAGUUCAACGACGCUUUAGCGCAAUGGCCUGGUAAAGGCAAGAUUCCACCUGCUUUUACAGAACAAGCCCGAGCGAUAGUCGAGAGGUAUCGUGCAGAAAAGCGAGAAGAAGAAGAGCGGCCCUCUCAUACGUCCCUUCGGAAACGUUCUCUGUCAACACCCCGUUCAACCCAAGAAAGCUCGGCCAAGGACUCUGGAAACGCAUUCAAACGAGCCAGGCUAAAGGGAGGGCCCAAGGACUUGAUGUCAGUCGGAAGCAUGGUCGUGCACUCUGAGCCAGGCGAAAUGAAUGACGGUACCUCGCGGCCCGGCAGCGAGUUCAACACCAGGUACCGAGCAUCGUCAGAAAUUCGGAAUGAGUGCAGCAUGACUUAUCAGGACCUUUACAUCAAUGCCCGGAGCAUUGUGGCUUCUCAGCUGGCCACUAGAAAUCGUCAGGUCUCUCACAGACCCGAGAUCGAGGCUGCUGGGCGCGAGGUUGGACCAGAUCAUCAAGCUGGUGGCAAAACUAACGUACGAUGUGCCGAGAGUGAUGACAGUGAAGACGAAGAGGAUCUCCCAGCUUCAGCACCAGUCAAUCCGAUCAAUUCCGUCGAUACAUUCCAAUCACAAGACGGUAUAACGCCUUGCACCCUCCUGAUAUUCGAAAACCAUUAA